Messenger RNA from Saccoglossus kowalevskii, 990 nucleotides. RefSeq lists its product as uncharacterized. NCBI's taxonomy places the organism in Eukaryota, Metazoa, Hemichordata, Enteropneusta, Harrimaniidae. Gene Ontology annotation, molecular function: transmembrane transporter activity. The record is from RefSeq and is a predicted model, not a curated record. Gene Ontology annotation, biological process: transmembrane transport. Gene Ontology annotation, cellular component: membrane.
AUGGGUCAACUAAUAGGCAAGGUUUUUAAACAAACCUAUUAUGAAGAAGACGAUGAAAUCCCUACGAGUGAAUCUCAAACUUCCACACUGCGGGCUUUGUCUUCAUUAUUUAUUUUGUUUAUAGUAUAUAUUUUAAACCAAGCCGAUAGACAACUAUUACCAGCUGUUAUUCCUGCUGGUCUGGCCUGUGCAUCUGAAAAUGAAUCUCAAAGUUGUGAACCAGAUUGGAAUACGUCUGACUGGAUGUUCUCCCCACACUGUGACCCUAACGACUGCAUAAAAAUAAACACAAUACAGCAUGGCGUGUUAACUGGAGCAGCAUUUGUAUUGUCCUACACUAUCAGUGGUAUUCCUAUUGGAAGAAUUGCAGAUUUAAGCUCUAGAACAAAAGUGUUAGGAAUUGGGAUGUUUUUCUGGUCUGCUAUGGUGCUAUUAACAGGUCUAGCCAAAGAUUACUGGCUCAUAUUGUUAGCCAGGGUUGGUGUAGGUAUAGGACAGGCGUCCUGUAAUCCCACAUCUUAUGCAAUGAUAUCAGAUUUUUUCUAUGUCAAUCGAGCAAAAGCAUUGGCAUUUUAUCACUCAGGACUUUACAUUGGUAGUGCCAUUGGUUAUGCUGCAGCAGCAGCCAAUGAUGUUAUUUGCUGGAGAUGGCCAUUCUUUAUUUUGGCAUUUCUUGGUUUUUUAACAGUUAUGCUUGUAGUACUCUUUAUCAGGGAUCCACAACCAGAGGAGAGAAUUUUACCAGAACCAGUGCCUAAUUCUUUAAAGGAAACAGUACAUCAGCUUUUCAAAUCAAAACCUUUUCUUGUGAUUUGUCUUGCGUCAUCUGUACGUCAGAUAGCAGGAUAUGCCCUUGCUUCUUGGUUAUCAACAUAUUAUGCUAGACGAUAUCACAUACAGCCUUUCAAAUACAAUGGUACCCUGGCACUUAUUGUUCUUUUUGGUGGAGGAUUUGGGACUUUACUUGGAGGAGUUACUGCUGAUAGGUAG